AUGGCACCAAAACUAUCAAAGAUGUUUCCGGAGUCAUGCCUCCUGAUAUUCGUCGGAGUGCUGAUAGGAGCACUCCUGCUCAGUACGCAUAGUGUACACGUCCAGCCUCUAACUCCUGACACAUUUUUCUUGUACAUGUUGCCACCAAUCAUCUUAGAUGCGGGAUACUUUAUGCCGAACAGACUAUUCUUCGACCACUUAGGAACCAUAUUAUUAUUUGCUGUUGUUGGGACCGUCUUUAACACAUUGACAAUUGGAGCAUCAUUAUGGGCGUGUGGACAAAUGGGAAUGUUUGGCUGUAAGACUCCACUGCUGGAGAUGUUGCUGUUUGGCGCAUUGAUAUCAGCUGUGGAUCCUGUAGCCGUAUUGGCAGUAUUUGAAGAGAUUCAUGUGGACGAAAUUCUAUACAUCGUUGUUUUUGGCGAGUCACUUCUAAACGAUGCGGUGACUGUCGUUCUUUACCAUAUGUUUGAGGCUUACACGGAGAUGGGUCCUUCUCGACUUGUUUACACAGACAUUUUAGCCGGAUUAGCUUCGUUUCUCGUCGUGGCAGUGGGGGGUACCCUUAUCGGCUGUGUGUGGGGUCUAGCCACCGGGCUGGUGACACGAUUUACACACGAAGUCCGCGUGAUCGAGCCAAUAUUCAUUUUCGUUAUGGCUUAUCUAGCGAUAACAUUCUGUGGUAUCACUAUGAAGAAUUAUGUAGAAGCUAACAUUUCACAUAAAUCGCAUACCACAAUAAAAUACACAAUGAAGAUGCUGUCAUCCUCAUCAGAGACAAUCAUCUUCAUGUUCCUUGGAGUUGCCACUGUUAACAACAACCACCACUGGAACACUUGGUUUGUUUUGUUGACAAUCGUCUUCUGCUCAAUAUUUCGAAUAUUAGGAGUUUACAUAUUUAGUGCGGUAGCUAAUAAAUUCCGUUUGCACAAACUAAAUACUGUUGAAAAGUUUGUGAUGUCAUACGGAGGUCUCCGUGGUGCAGUAGCUUUUGCAUUGGUGCUAUUAAUAGACCCUGAAGUGGUGAAGCUUCAGCCUAUGUUCGUCACCACGACUAUAGCGGUGAUAUAUUUUACGGUGUUCAUCCAGGGGAUAACAAUUAAGCCCCUUGUUAAGAUCCUGAAUGUGAAAACGGCAGAGAAAAGAAAGCCGACGAUGAACGAAAGAAUACACGAAAGGGGUGCAGAGCCAAAGAUUUUGGAAACAUAUUCAAAAUUAGCUAUGAAAGAUGCUAUAGAAUAUAUGCAAAGGAAUGCCUCUACCAUUGGGAACAUAUCUACAGCGGAAUCAAUGUCGGCCAUUUUUAAAAAUUAUACAAACACAAAUUUCAAUGGAAGUCCAAGUUUCAGCCAACUAGACUCCUCUACGUGGAACAUAGAUAUGCAAGAGCUGGAGUAUAAUCCAUCGAAAAAAGAUUUGACUGAUGCAAAAAUUCAUCAUCUUUUGGCCGAAGAACUAUGCAAACCAUUUAGACGUCACCGUCGUUUAAGCUACAGUAGACAUGCGGUGAAUGAUCGUGAUUUGGGAAUACAAGUUAACUACAAAACCCAUAUGAAUAUCCGACGACGCGUCGGUGAUAGGAAACACCAUCAUAAACGCAGUAAACGUGGGAAACAGAUUAUAUCGAUGAAGUCCUCCAAGAAGAGUGCGAGGAAAGAGAACCAAGGCGAGAAGGUGACGACGGCGGUAUUACUUUCACUGCAAAAUCCCCGCGUAGCGGGAUACAAAGAAGUCAGUCCAACGUCUUCGCAUAAAGAAAAUAGUAGUUCGCUCUUAAACCAGUUGGCUAAUCUACCUGGAUUCAAUCCAUUGAAAGCAAGAAUCGUAAAGCAAUACGCUAAAACGCCAGAAGAGAUUCUGCCGACAGCUGUUGAGAAAUCAUUACCGUGGAGAAGGGACAGAUCCACGUAUAACUUUGUUCCAAAUGAGGAUAUCCUUGAAGAAGACGAAAGAAGAAUGUCAGAUGACAAUGGUAAGUAGACUAUCAUAAGGUACAAUGUAAAAUAUAGUGUAUUUCCUCGCCUCCGAUUUAAUUAGCGAUAAAAGCUUUUCAAGUCGAUUACUGUUUGAAAAAAUUUUGAUUAGAAGUACUUUAAAUAUUUAGAAUUUAUUUAUUUACGUUUUAGUGCGCACAAAUAAAUACUCGUUUUAAUUUUUUUUUUUUUAAUUAUAAUAAAUAAAUUUUUAAAUAACCAUAAUAUUGCAUUGUCAUCUGAUUUACAUGUCUAUGCAAAACUUUAAAUCUAUCUGACAUUGGGAAAUGAGUUAUAUUUGAGUUCCAAAACUUGCGCACUAACUAACAUACUAUUACAACUUAGGGUUCGGGAUAAAAAUUAACGUCAAUUUAAUUCAUAAUCCGACUCUUUAUUUAACAAUGUAAUAUUACAAAAAUAAUUCCAUAACACCAAAAUAUACACUUCAAUUUCACUUCGCUAUGGUCAUUUUAUGAAAGGAAUAGAUCUAGCUAUCUAUUAGUUAUUGCUAAUACAAGUACUUUUACUAGAUACUUUUCUUUCGAUACCAAGUACUUUUGUAAUCGAUACUUUAGAACAGAGUACGAAGUAGUAUCGUGAUAUAUGUAUUUGUAUCGGUACUUGGUCGGUCACUCAAUGAGGAGUGCCAAAAAACUCGCGUACAUAAGACGGUUUGUGUCCUCAUUUUCUAGACACAUACAUGGCAGUGGCGGAACACGCGCGCGUUGCUACUCCUACCGCUACAGAGACAAUGUUGCCAUGGAAACGGGAGGAAGCUGAAGGUUCGGGUGCCCUGAAACAGUCCGAGUUCCCGGCAUGGGCGUCCAACAAGGAGUACUUAGCGUAUAGUUCACCAUCAGCCACAUUUUUAGGCGGUAUAGAGAAGCCAAAACAUCCAAAAUCUAUCAUAGGUCUCUUUCGAAGAGAGAGUUCUAGUUCUACACAAGGAGCAGGGGAGGCAGUGGCCUCAGAUUCGGAGGGUGCUAGAGGAGAGGGAAGUUUGAAGGGAGAAACGAGGAGUGAAGCAGGUCCUCAGCCCCGACAGGGGACUAGUAUGUUGUCCAAGAGAAGCACGAGUUUGGGGGGACCAUCGGUUCUGCUGAUGGAGGAUGUUGCCCAUUCGGACCCACUAGGUGCUUCAUCGAGGCCUGCCAGCAUCAUGCAAGGACCACAUCGUGGACAAUGCCGAAGAGGGUCUAUGUUGGAGCUCACUGGAUCAUUAUCACGAGAUGCUAUCACCGAAGAGAAAUGUUGCAAAUCUCUGCCCGAGAGCGAAAGGAUGGGUGUAAGACGAUUGCCGUUAGGUCAACAAAGCUUGCCACGAGAACCUUUCAUUCGGCAACUGACUAUGGCCUCAACGCUACUAACCAGCUCAUCUUCAGACGAUUCAUCCGAUGAAACCACCUGA
This is a messenger RNA of Diatraea saccharalis (sugarcane borer), 3381 nucleotides long. The record is from the annotation of a GenBank genome assembly. Lineage: Eukaryota; Metazoa; Arthropoda; Insecta; Lepidoptera; Crambidae.